AUGGAUGAUAUGGACUUCUCCAAAGCACCUCCAAGCUUCCAAGAGGUGCGAUGGAUCUCCACGAUUCUGCUCACGACUCUCGCCUCUGGCUGGUUGGUCUGUUACAUUGCCACAAUUGCCAAAGCUUUCCGUGACCGUGCUUGCUGGAUGCCGAUUAUUCCACUAUCUUGCAAUCUUUCGUGGGAAUUGGUGUUCGUGUUCCUCUACCCGCCACCACGCCUUCCAAUUGUCACCUUCUGGUUAUCCCUAAACCUGUGGGUAGUUUUCGUUGCCGUGAAAUUUGCAUCAGGGUCCAACAAGCAAUCUGCCGUCUUCUCCAAUGGAGCUCUCCAACGCGGAGCAUUCUUUGUACUAGCUACAAUUUUCUGGGGUGCAGGGCAUGUCGCAUUGAUAUCUCAAGUUGGACCUCUGACGGCGUUUUAUUAUGGUGGUCUUUGCUGCCAGAUAAUGACCAGCUCGGCAGCGUUGGAUAAGCUUCUGAAAGCUGGACAUACAGCUGGUGCAUCUUACACCAUUUGGAUCAGUCGAGUCAUUGGCACUUCUAGUGCGAUCCUGGGAGUGUAUUUCAGGGCCUGUUACUGGCCCGAAGUUUGGGCUUGGGCUUCUAAUCCGCUUAUGUACUGGACGACAGCAGCAUUUAUUAUUCUUGAUGGGUUGUAUGGAGUGGCCUUUUGGAAUAUUCGACGAUCUGAGAAGCAACAGCAGAAACGCCACGCAACCAAGAAAAAUUGA
This is a messenger RNA of Penicillium olsonii, 732 nucleotides long. Lineage: Eukaryota; Fungi; Ascomycota; Eurotiomycetes; Eurotiales; Aspergillaceae. The record is from the annotation of a GenBank genome assembly.